AUGGCAUUCUGGGCCCUAACCGGGUAUUUAACUGAGGAGGGCUUUGCAGGGGGCUGGCCCUCAGUCUUUUAUGUGUCAGCUGAGCAGGGUGUAUUUUUAUACGGACUUCGCGGUGGUGGGGACGUGCCCACUGACGCCGAUAUGACAUCCAACUACAUGGGAACGGUAUUUGCGAUCGCUAACUCCAUAGCCUUUACAUGCGGUAUAAUAACCCCAUUGGUGAUCGGGGUAAUAGUGGGCGAUACCAAUGAGCACACCCGUAGGCAAUGGGGUUAUGUUUUCUAUAUGUCGGCCGCACUUAACAUAUUCGGUGGACUCGUAUUCAUUAUUUUCGGGUCAGCUAAACAACAGCCAUGGGAUAUACAACCUGAUAAUGACCGGCACCUGGAGCUAACUUAUGUUCAUCGUUACCCAGCACAGUGCAGACAGAUUAAUAUGCUC
This is a messenger RNA of Oppiella nova, 441 nucleotides long. The record is from the annotation of a GenBank genome assembly. NCBI's taxonomy places the organism in Eukaryota, Metazoa, Arthropoda, Arachnida, Sarcoptiformes, Oppiidae.